Messenger RNA from Lepisosteus oculatus (spotted gar), 2475 nucleotides. RefSeq names its product asparagine synthetase (gene asns). Gene Ontology annotation, molecular function: asparagine synthase (glutamine-hydrolyzing) activity. Gene Ontology annotation, cellular component: cytosol. The record is from RefSeq and is a predicted model, not a curated record. NCBI's taxonomy places the organism in Eukaryota, Metazoa, Chordata, Actinopteri, Semionotiformes, Lepisosteidae.
UCCUACCCCAAGGCGAGUCUGUUCCUGGACGCAUGAGGGUUCGGCUGUAGCGUGUGCUCUUGGGCUUUUCUCCUCAAAGAAAUCCAUCUUGCGUCUGUCUCUAUAAGGAAAGUGUUUGCCAUCUGUCUGUCUCCACAGAUCCAGCGGUGGUUAACCAUGUGUGGGAUAUGGGCCCUUUUCGGCAGCGACGAGUGUCUGUCUGUGCAGUGCGUCAACGCCAUGAAGAUCGCACACAGGGGGCCGGACGCGUUUCGCUUUGAAAAUGUCAAUGGCUUCACCAGCUGCUGUUUCGGCUUCCACCGCCUGGCCAUAGUGGACCAGCUGUAUGGGAUGCAGCCGCUGCGUAUCAAGAAGUUCCCUUACCUUUGGCUGUGCUACAAUGGAGAAAUUUAUAACCAUCACAGGCUGAAGAAGCAGUUUGACUUUGACUACCAGACCAGAGUAGAUGGAGAGAUUCUGCUUCAUCUCUAUGACAGGUUUGGGAUUGAGAAGAUGGCAGCCCUUCUGGAUGGGGUGUUUUCCUUUAUCUUGCUGGAUACCGCUAACAGGGUAAUCUGUCUGGGAAGAGACACUUAUGGAGUUCGCCCAAUGUUUAAACUGCUAACUGAGAAUGGGUUCCUUGCUGUGUGCUCUGAGGCAAAAGGACUCAUCAAUAUUACUCACUCCAUGAGUUCGCCAGCUGAAAUCACCCCAUUCCCCCCUGGUCACAUCCAGGUGUUCAAUUUAAAGCUGAGUGGCAAAGUGGAGUCUGUGAAGCUGGAAAGGUUUCACAGCUGUAAAGAUGAGCCCAAGCAUGCAGAGUAUGACAAUAUUGAGAAGCUCCCUAAAGGCUUUGAUCUGGAAACUGUUAAAAACAACAUUCGGAUCCUGUUUGAAAAUGCAGUAAGAAAGCGUCUGAUGGCUCACAGGAGGAUUGGCUGCCUUUUAUCAGGGGGUCUUGACUCCAGUUUGGUAGCUGCAACGUUGUUGAAACUUGCACAGGAGGACGAUCUCAAAUAUCCAGUGCAGACCUUCGCCAUUGGAACUGACGACAGCCCUGAUAUCCACGCUGCUAGAACAGUUGCAAAUUACAUUGGCAGUGAACACCAUGAAGUUCUCUUCACACCUGAAGAAGGCAUCCAGGCUGUUGAUGAGGUCAUCUUUCACUUGGAGACCUAUGACAUCACCACAGUGCGCGCGUCAGUGGGAAUGUAUUUGGUGUCCAAGUAUAUCCGAGACAAAACGGACAGCGUGGUCAUUUUCUCUGGUGAAGGCUCCGAUGAGCUCACACAAGGAUACAUCUAUUUCCAUAAAGCUCCAAGCCCCAAGGCGGCCGCGGACGACAGCCUCCGCCUCCUGGAGGAGCUCUACUUGUUCGACGCCCUUCGCGCCGACAGGACCACAGCGGCCCACGGUUUGGAGCUGAGGGUGCCAUUUUUGGACCACAGAUUUACAGCUUACUACCUCUCCCUGCCCGAAGAGAUGCGAGUGCCGAAGAACGGCGUGGAAAAGCACCUUCUGAGAGCAGCCUUUCAGGACACCAAGCUGCUCCCGGAUGAGAUCCUGUGGAGGAGAAAGGAAGCGUUCAGCGACGGCUUGUCUUCCACCAAGAAGUCCUGGUUUUCCAUUCUGCAGGAGCACGUCGAGUCCAAGGUGAAUGAUCUGGAGCUGGAGAAAGCAGCAGUGAAAUUUCCUCACAAUCCACCAAAAACGAAAGAGGGGUACUUCUACCGGCAGAUCUUUGAGAAGCACUACCCCGGCAGAGCAGAUUGGCUGUCGCAUUACUGGAUGCCAAGAUGGAUCGCUGCCAGUGAUCCGUCUGCCCGGACUCUGUCCAUCUACCAGCCCGAGAAGAAUCCGGAGUAGAGUGUCCUCGACUCUCGCAUGGUUCCACCCAUAAUGCUACAGUUCCAACCCUGGUUCCAGUAAUCAACACUUAUAUAGAUUUGUAUUUGUAAGCUUUCCUUUUUGUCAAUCACUCUAUUGUCUGUAAGUCAUAAAAUCUGCGUCAUGCUUCACAAUUGACAUAAAGACGUUAACCUCAUAUCCCCUCACAUCUUUCUGGGUGGCAAAACAGAAACCUGGAGCUUAUGUUCUAAGGAAAUGUAAGAUAAUUGUUGUGUGCAGAUUUGCUUAUUUUCUAGUUAUUUAUUGACAUCAAUAUUCGAAAUGCCUUGAAUAAAUAAAGAAUUUGGAACAGUUUAUUUUUCGGUUUUUAACUUUGUAAGAAAAUGAAACAGUGUCCUGAAAUGUAAUUUCAUUUUAUUCCAUUAUCUUAAAAUGCUGCGUGUUGACUGAAAAAUGUACUGUAUGUUUAACACAUUACCAUGGCUUCUAAAGACAUUUACAUUUUUCACUUGUUCCAUUGAGUGAUUGCAUAAAAUGGACAGAAAUCUGCCUUUUUAGAGUUUAUAUUUAUAGUUCUAUUUUCAUGCAUAUAUUGCACUUGCUGUGUACUGGAUGGGUUACUUUAAUUAAAGUAAGGAACCAGUCUUA